CUCAGCUUAACUUAUCUGCUCACCCCAUUGUAUUCCGGUGGCGAUAUUGUCCAGCAAUCGAAUUUGGUACGGCUUGAGCGAGGAGAAGAAUGGGGGUCCACGGUCUUAGCUCCUAUUUACAAGAACAUCGGCGGAUGUUAUCGAGAACGUUGGAGGCGCCAUCCAGUGCAGUUUCCGGUUGUCCGCAUCUGGUGGUAGACGGAUGGUCAUUCAUCUAUGCGAUCCAGUAUCAUCCAGAUCUAGACUGGGUUUAUGGAGGAGAGUAUGAGAGACUAUGCCAAGUUAUUAAGUCCGUCGUUGAAGCAUGGCUCGCUGUCGGGUUCAGUGUUCAUUUCGUGUUCGACGGACCAUACCCACCUCUGAAGUUCGCGACAGCGAUAUCUCGACUUGAACAAACUAAUAUUCAACAUGGGCUCCUGUUUUUCCGCACGUCCGCCGCGUCUCGCAAUACGCCCCGUUUCUUGCACGAAUCGCGCAUCAUCCCGCCCCUAUCCUACAGCGCUUGUAUACAUACCUUGAAGAGGUUUCCAGAUCUCGAUGCUGGUCGCGACUUUUCUAACGGCCCGCAAGGUCGUCGCCUUACCCUCCACUUCGCCGACGAAGAAGGCGAUCCGUAUGCCGUCGAAUUAGCCGCUCGCUUGGGUGGUUAUGUAUGCGGCUAUGAUUCCGAUUUCGUGAUCCUGAACGGGGAUGGGUACGCAGGAUACGUUCCCAUGAACGAGAUGGUCUGGACUGCCGCCGCCACAGAGCCCGGGCACGCCGAAGCUAACCACGAUGACGAUACAUUCCAACCCGUCGCCAGUCGUAAGACUAAAAAAGUGGCGAAGCAGACACAGGCUGGCAUCGCAGGUCGAGGCAUCAUACCGCCCGAACAUGCGUCCGACAUCACGCUUACCUUUGCUGUAUACACCCCGGCGUUGUUGGCGAGCCAUCUUCAAAUCCCCCCUUCCAUGUUACCUCUGCUGGCUGCUCUCGUCGGGAAUGAUUUCACACGCCAAUACCGCUCGUCGCCACUAGACGCGCACCCGUUCUUCGAACGAUCCCUUCCGCUGUCGCAUCGCAUCGAGCGUGUGGCUACCGCGUUGCGUGGCGUCGUUUCUGGCAGUGCUUCACCCUCGAAAUGGAGAACUCGACCGCCUCCGGAUGCGAUGGAGAUCAUAGAACGGGCAGUGGGGGCGCUACUACUGCGACCGGCAAUCACCAGCUCAAACGAGAAGGAUGCUUUGGUGGAACGUGUCAUUGCAGCAACUCUACAGUACGCCCUGCCCAAGGCAGACCCAAACACGCCCCUGUGGCCGACACAUGUGUGCGCGCUGCACGAUCCUUCUAUCUGCCCACUGGUCGCAACGUUGACGCAAGCAUGCGAUGUUGCGGCAGGGUCGCGGCUUAAUUCCGGCGAUGGUCAGAUAUAUCAACGGUACAUCACUGCCUACCGCGAUGGCGACCUCGCACCUCCCUUACUCGAUGCGAUACAUUCCGCAUCUUUUUGGCCGAAGCUCUUCCUCGAAAGUCCCGAUCUCGAGUCGGUCUCGCGGAGCCUUGGCCGGGAGAUUCGCCUAUGGAUCUACGCAAUCCUCCAUGAUAGCAUUGGCAUACCAUCGACAAGCGAAGACGCGCGUUCUGGGAUUCCGUCAGAGGAAGAUGAGGAUGAACUCAUCGAUGUGGUAGAGGACGCGACCAACUCCUCCGAUGAAGACGGGGUUAUUGCUCAUCGAAUGACUGACGGUGCCGCAGAGCUGCAUGAAAAACUUCAGCAAGCCCAUAUGGACGACAAAUUACCAGAAUCAGGGCGCCUCUCCGAAACGCCGUCACGAACGCCACUGUCUCAACCAUUCUCCCCUUCGACGAGUCAUCCCCAAACUGCAAAGCCUCCGGUCAUAACAGAGUAUGUGCGUCGAGGCUCGAAAAUUUCCAACGAGAGCGUCGAGUGUCCAACAGUAGAUGCACUGCUGGCGUCGAACGACGUAGAUGGCGACGGGCACAAAACUUGGCCGGACGGGCCAAUUCUCAUAUGGGAUGCUGACGCGCGUUUCAACGUACUGCUACAUGCAAUGCAUUCCUGCGCCGAAGCUGUCAGGAGCGUCCCUCCGUUCCAGCUCGCCGUCGUUCUUGCCCUGAGGUCGGUGCUGCGCCAACUGCAUGCGCGGGCCGAAGCAUCCGGAAGCGUCGAGAGACAGCGAGAACGAUGGACGAGACGAGAGGCCAGAGCAUUCCUCCGCGCGAUCUUUCUUCCAGAUGCACUCCUAAACGACGCUAUUGUGGCCCCGACCUCACCCGACACUCCCGCGGCCCUCGGACCAGGUCGGCCAGACAUCCUGGAUAGGCACGUCCAGCUUAUGGCCCAGUUCUUAAUGGCCUUGGGCUCUGUUGAACUCCUGGUCCAGACGCUACUACUCUCCGACAGGGUUCCAAGCGCCGCACACCUACUCUCCGGGCGCCGCGUGCACAGCGCACUACUGCGAAAGGCGGAGGAAGAUGGGGCAGUCCGCUCCGAGCUGGAAAACGUAUGGAAGGCCUGUAUCGAAGGUUUGGAUGAUGCUUUCGCCCCUGAGGUUUCGAGGCAGCGUGACAAGGGGCGGGCGAAAAUUGGUCGAGUGCCGGCACCGCCCAGUCGAGGGCACACAAGCGGAAGGGGUAUGUUCUCCGUGCUCGCUGAGGCCUCAUGAUGCACCUCUUUUCAGAGUAAUGAAUGUUGACAGAACACGAGACGCACCACAUGUAAGACAAGCUGUAUUUCGUAUGUAUACAUAGUGCGUUAUGUACCGUUUACAAGAGAUCAGCCUCCGCAUGCACUGGGCUGUCGACGCGGACAUGGAUUA
Punctularia strigosozonata HHB-11173 SS5 is the source of this 2819-nucleotide messenger RNA. RefSeq lists its product as uncharacterized. The record is from RefSeq and is a predicted model, not a curated record. The transcript has 3 exons. The coding region runs from base 90 to 2666 and encodes 858 amino acids. Lineage: Eukaryota; Fungi; Basidiomycota; Agaricomycetes; Corticiales; Punctulariaceae.